Molecule: messenger RNA, 345 nt
Organism: Lathyrus sativus (Indian pea)
Lineage: Eukaryota; Viridiplantae; Streptophyta; Magnoliopsida; Fabales; Fabaceae
Source: the annotation of a GenBank genome assembly
AUGAAGAGGAAACCAUUGAUCACUUAUUUUUUUUGUUGUUUGGAAUUGAAGCAAAUCUGGAUUGGUAUUCUUCAGUGGAUGGGUAUUCAACACAGUCCAAAAAGAUGGAAAGAGGAAAUGCAAUGGGUUCUAAGAAAUUAUGGUGGGAAAGGCUGGAAAUCUAAUCUGUUUAGGCUUGCCCUUACAGAAACUCUUCAUGAGAUCUGGCUUUCUAGAAAUGAAUCAUGUUUUAAUCAAAGAACUGAUAAAAGGAAGUGCCUAGAUAGAAUUAUAAACAACAUAAUGUAUAGAGGGUGGACUAGUCCUAAGCUUAGACCACAUAUAGCUAGGUUGAUUUUACCUUAA